Messenger RNA from Vigna radiata var. radiata (mung bean), 4935 nucleotides. RefSeq lists its product as uncharacterized. Lineage: Eukaryota; Viridiplantae; Streptophyta; Magnoliopsida; Fabales; Fabaceae. Gene Ontology annotation, biological process: root development; leaf vascular tissue pattern formation; embryo development ending in seed dormancy. Gene Ontology annotation, cellular component: nucleus. The coding region runs from base 329 to 4933 and encodes 1534 amino acids. The record is from RefSeq and is a predicted model, not a curated record. The transcript is spliced from 8 exons.
GACGCUGAUGCUGAUUGAAGAAGUGGACCGCUGAUGCACCCAUACUUGGGCUACCUCAUGGUUGAAUCAAUUGGAGCAAAAGUAUAUUGGGUCUGCUGUUCUGCAGUGUUUCUUGGCUGAUCAUCCAUUGAGAUUAAUUGAAGAUAUUGGCCUGGAUCUGACAUUUAGUUAACGAAACUUUGCGUUUUGGCUGGAAAUUGGACAGCACUUGAAUUAAUGAAACGGUGAGUUUCGCAGCAGCUGCCUAAGGGGUCUCCUCCCUUGCUUUUUAUUUGCAAAGCUGCCGAGACAUCCAUUCAGAGGAGAAAAGGGAAGAUUUAGAACGAAGAUGUCAGAAGAGUUGAAAAUAAUUAAUGAUACUUUCUUUCAUAGAGUACCAAUGGCGCCGCAGUAUCAAGUCCCCAAUUCCACCACCGCCUUCUUCCAUCACCAACCGCAAUCUUUCUCAUUCCCCAACACCGCUUGGCCAUUCCCUCAGAACCCGCCCCCAAAUCCUAAACUCGCAAUUGACCACGCGGAGCGCGCCGCAGCCGCCGCUUUCAGCGCCGUCCUAGCUGGUGGUGGCUCGGUCUCGGCAUGGGAGGUCUCCCAGACCACUCUGUCCAUGCUCCAAGUCGAUUCUUGGAACUCCUUGGGCAUCAAAAUGCAGCAAGUACCCUCCCUUCACCGCAUUUUGAUCACCGAAGGUAAGGUGAAUGCUUUUGUCCAUUGCUUUGUUGGGGUCCGAAGGAUCACUUCCUUGUAUGAUUUGGAAGUGGCAAUAUGCAAGAAUGAGGGUGUUGAUAACUUUGAAGCGUUAGGAUUGGGACCUUUGUUGCAGCAUCCUUUGGUUAUUCAUUAUUUCUCCCUUCGCUCUGAUGUAACCCAGGUGUUUAAGAUAACGAGUGAGGAGAUAAUUCAGUUUUUGAGUGAGUUUUUGGAUGCUUCUACAUGUGACAAAAUUAUUAAGGUUGAACAGUUUUUGGAUUUUAUUGCCAAGAAGCUAUUGGUUAAAUGCAAGGAAUGGCUUGGGAUUCGGAUUCAGAACUUGGGGAUGCAUAUAUCUGCUAUACGAGAAGCUAGAAAUUCGGAGCAAUCAACAUUAGAGAAACACUUGAAGACCUUAAAUUUGAAGAUUGAUAAGUUUGGGAAGCGUUCUCUCUCUUCCUCUCAGAAAAAGCAGUUAGAUGAACGUUUUAAUGCAAUUACUCAGCGCAUUGAAUGUUUUUCUCCUGUAAAAAAGUCUUUUUGUGGAAAGCAUAUAAGAUUUAUGUCAUCAAGCUCUGAAGACGAAGAUAGUGAUUCUUCUGCACCUGAACAAAGUAAUAACAUAAUGGGUAACCAGUCAAACCCAUCACCACAAUUCACUAGAAGUUCAGAACGAGUAAGUAGUUGUCCUUACCCAUCUGCAACUGAAGAGAUGGCACGACUUGGGGUGAGGAGUGAUCUAAGUUCUACAAGAAAGGAAUUCUGUCAACAACCAAGAAAGAAAAGGAAAUUUGAAAAUGUAACUUCUACAAGAUCCGCUGCUUAUAAGUUGCAAAAGAGAAACAGACUCGGACGUGCUGUAACCCCAAUCCAUAAUGGUAACAAAACAGACAAAACCAAGGUACCAAUCAAUAUGGAAGGAGAUCUUUCAAUCACUAAUGAUUCUUUGCACUUGUUUGUCACAACCUGGAAGGAGGCAUGUUUAGAGCACACGGUUGAUGAGGUUUUCGAGAGGAUGCUUCAAUUCUAUAAAGUAAAACACUGUCGCUGGAGGAGAAUAAAAAAUUUGUUCUCAUCAUAUCCUUUCAUUGGGUUACUGAAUGUUGCUGUUUCAUUUAUCAAGUCUGGAAUGAGGAACAACAUGUAUGAUACCUUCCCAGAUAUCAUUGAUAAUGAAUUAAAUAACUCCCCAACCAAGCGGUCUUCUGAACAUGAGACUAUUGAUGUUGGACCAUGCCAGGAGAAAGUGCCAGUCAUAACAAUGGAUAGCAUAGAGAAUGCAAAGUGUAUUUCUUCUGGUGAUGUCAUCAUAAAAAUUGGAACUUAUUUUGACCAUGACAAUGAGAUAAAUAGAGUUAGUAGCAACUCACUAAUGCAAUACAGAAUUAUGUUGUUGAGGAAGUUUUGCAGCUGUGAAAAUUGGUUGGCAAAGGAAUUUGGUAUUAAAAACUUCGAUUCUCUUGGUUAUGGAGAUUUCAUAUCAUUCCUAGAAAAACACAUUAACCAGUUGCCUCAUGANCUACUGAAGUUGUUUGNUGGNGAUAGAUGUGAAAAUUUCCCUUUUGGNGCCUGCAUGUCUACAAAUCAAUUGACUGCUCUAGUAUCUCAGGCUCUUAGUACUUUGUGGGAGAAUGAAAUAGUAACCAAACAAAUGCUAUCCAUGCUUCUUACGAGGCAGUUCCCUUCAAUUAUGUUUGACGUUCCUCCAAAUGACUCUCUAGUGAAUCUGUUGAAUGCUGUUCAGGGGCAUAAAUCUUGUGUGACUUCAAAAUGUGUUGUAUUUUCGGCAACUAUUACAGGAAAGAACUAUAAUGGAGAGUCAUCAAGUGAUAGAGAUAAUAAUUGGUCAGAAAUGACGACUGAUAGGACUGAGAUGAGCCAUGCAAAAAAAAAUGAAAAUGUUAUGGCAAAAAAUGCUAUNGAACUCUUUCUCAAGUCUCCAAUGUUGUCUGAUUUGAGCAAGUGGUCUCAUUGGGAUCUUAGGUUUGCUCCCUUUCUAGGUCCGCUAAUAUCAUGGUUGUUGAAUGAUGUAAAUACCCAGGAAUUAUUGUGUUUAGUUACCAGAGAUGGAAAGGUGAUACGGUUAAAUCAUUCUGCUUCCUUAGACUCUUUCCUGGAGGCCGCACUUCAAGGAUCCUCUUUCCAAACUGCAGUGCAUUUGCUGUCUCUGAUCUCACUUGUAGGGGGGGAAAAAUAUGUUCCAUUGUCACUNUUAAAAUGCCAUGCUUGUCAUGCAUUUGAAGUUAUGUUCAGAAACACUGUUGAAGAUGUUGAAGUUAGUGAUGAUGGGAAUGCUCUCUAUCAGUCUGUGGAAGCAUUAAGUAAAACAAAAAUUUUAACUGAAAUCUCAAAUGCUAAAAUGGGAAGUGAGUUUAGCAAACACANACGGAAAGUGAGUAAAGUUGCAUCCAUUCUCUCAAGGUUUGUGCUUGAUUGUCUUGGUCACUUACCAGCAGAAUUUCACAGUUUUGCUUNUGACUUGUUGCUUUCUGGGAUGCAAUCUGUUUUCAAGGAUGCUGCNUCAGCUAUUUUAUGUGAAUGCAGCAAUAUUGAGCAACGUUUCAUGCUUCAUGAAAUAGGAUUAUCUUUGGGUAUUUCUGAAUGGAUCAAUGAUUACCAUUCAUUUAUUUCAAACAACACUUCUGACAUUCAUUGUACUCAAGUGUCAUGCUUAAAAGAUGCCAAAACUGAUAUAAAUGCAAGGGGUCAUGACCAAUGUACUUUGGAUAAGUCUCCUAUUCCUGAAGCAAAUAUUGAAGUCACUGGAACAGUUNAUCAAGAAAAACCUAACCAGGAAUCUGANACUUNCUGCCUGGGAAAUUCAUUUCAAAAUGNUGCUGAUGUGGAUGCUCCACUGCUUAUUGAAUCCAUCAGGCGGGAUGAAUUUGGCCUAGAUUCAAGUCUUUCUGAUAUUGAUACUUCAAUGUUGAAGAAACAACACGCUCGGUUAGGGAGAGCACUGCAUUGCCUUUCACAAGAACUAUAUUCUCAAGAUUCACAUUUUAUUCUNGAGUUGGUUCAAAAUGCAGAUGACAAUAAUUAUCCAGAAAGUGUGGAACCAACUCUUACAUUUAUUCUUCAAGAAUCUGGUAUAGUUNUAUUGAAUAAUGAGCUAGGUUUCUCUGCUCAAAAUAUGAGAGCACUUUGUGAUGUUGGAAAUUCAACAAAGAAAGGAUCUAAUGCUGGAUACAUAGGGAAAAAAGGCAUUGGUUUCAAGUCUGUUUUCCGGUUCUCGUUGCAGGUCACAGAUGCUCCAGAAAUUCAUUCUAAUGGUUUUCAUGUUAAAUUUGACAUUAGUGAAGGCCAGAUUGGUUUUGUUUUGCCCACAGUAAUACCUCCGUGUGAUGUUGGUAUAUUCAGGAGGAUGGCAUCUAAUGAUAGCAAAUUGUAUGAUGAUGGUCCCUGGAAGACAUGCAUUCUGCUUCCAUUCAGAUCCCAUCAAUUAGAAGGAAUGCCCUUGNAUAGUAUUUUGACUAUGUUUUCGGAUCUUCAUCCUUCAUUGUUACUAUUUCUUCAUCGCNUGAAGUGUAUCAAGUUGAGAAACAUGCUUAAUGAUACACUCAUUGUUAUGAAAAAGGAAAUUUUAGGAGAUGGUAUCAUUCAGGUUUCUCAUGGGAAUGAGAAAAUGGUGUGGUUUGUAGUAUCCCAGAAGUUGCAAACAAAUUCCAUUCGCUUUGAUGUGAAGACAACUGAAAUCUCUAUGGCAUUUACUUUGCACGAAUCAGAUAAUAGUUACAUUCCAUGUUCAGAUCAACAACCUGUUUUUGCAUUUCUUCCUUUAAGAACAUAUGGNCUGAAGUUUAUUCUUCAAGGUGAUUUUGUUCUUCCUUCAUCUAGAGAGGAAGUUGACGGAGACAGUCCUUGGAAUCAGUGGUUGCUGUCAGAGUAUCCUAGUUUGUUUGUCAGGGCACAGAGAGAAUUUUGUGAACUUCCCUGUUUUAGGAGUGAGCCUGAAAAGGGUUUGUCUGCCUUCAUGAGUUUUGUUCCAUUAGUUGGUGAAGUUCAUGGUUUUUUCUCCAGUCUUCCUCGUUUGAUUAUUUCUAAACUGCGAAUGAUGAAUUGCUUACUUGUGGAUGGUGAAAAUAGAGAGUGGGCUACUCCAUGUAAGGUAUUGAGAGGCUGGACAGAGCAGGUGCGUGAUCUUAUUCCUGAUAAUAUGCUUCUUGAACACCUUGGGCUUAGAUACCUGAAAAAAAAUACAGUAUUGUCUGAUGCAUUAGCAAGGGCACUAGGCAUUGAGGACUAGGC